Messenger RNA from Lottia gigantea (owl limpet), 1754 nucleotides. RefSeq lists its product as hypothetical. NCBI's taxonomy places the organism in Eukaryota, Metazoa, Mollusca, Gastropoda, Lottiidae. Bases 1 to 1419 code for a protein of 472 amino acids. The transcript has 7 exons. Gene Ontology annotation, biological process: arachidonate metabolic process. The record is from RefSeq and is a predicted model, not a curated record. Gene Ontology annotation, cellular component: membrane.
AUGAAACCUACCGAUGUCACAACACAAAGUGUACAAAAUGUCAUAGAAACUCAAAAAGAAGGCAAUCUCCUUCAAAAUAUAUGGGCAAGAGCUCCUUUUAGAAGUUCAAAACCUAAGCCAAAUAAACAGAUCACAAAGCCUCUCAUUCAGAAAGAUUUUAUAUCUCGUGCUGUGAUUGAUAGUCGAACACGUGCCCUGGUUCACAGUAUUCAUGCUGCUAAGUCAAUCAGCUCUAAAAUUACACGAACUGAAGAGUUCUGUAAUCAUCUUUUACAACAUCAUAAUUCUAGAGUUAUAGCUUAUAAGGAGAAAGUGGUACCAGAUCUAAUUGCAUUUAGGAAAUCAUCAGAUCAAACAUUACGAGGAAUGGCAAAUGAAGCUCUGGCAUUGAUUGGUUAUGUUCCACCAUUAAAAAGUCGUGGUAUCAGAAUAUUGUCUAUAGAUGGUGGGGGAACCAGGGGACUGAUUCCUUUAGAAAUUAUUCGUCAACUUCAAGCUCUAUGUCCUGAUGGUAAUAUACUAGAUAAGUUUGACUAUAUUUGUGGUGUGAGUACAGGAGCAUUGGUAGCAGGACUGAUAUUUCUUGAGAAGAAGUCUGUAGAUGUUGCAGAAUCCUUGUAUAAAGAGUUUAGUAUCCAGACCUUCUCCAGGAACCGUAUUGCUGGUGCUAGAGAUCUGUUCUGGAACCAUUCCUGGUAUGAAACAAAAGUCUGGGAGGAGAUUUUGAAGAAUCAGAUUGGUAAUAAAUGUUUUAUAGAAUAUUCUCGAGAUCCUAAUUGCCCUAAGUUUUCUGCAAUUUCAACAUUAAUGAAUGUAACAAAACUGAGAAAUUUUUUGUUUCGUAAUUAUAACCUGCCCCCUGGUGUUUAUUCUAACUAUCCUGGUAGUGCCAAUAAUAAAAUCUGGGAAGGAAUUCGAGCCUCAUCAGCAGCACCUAUGUAUUUCCAACAUUUUGAACUGGGUGAUUAUAUACACAAUGAUGGUGGUUUACUGACCAACAAUCCAACCUUUGUAGCAAUAGAUGAAAGUAAAUUAUUGUGGCCUGAUGAGCAGAUUCAGUGUGUUAUCUCCCUUGGUACAGGGCGUUAUGAGCCUAAUUAUGAAUUCAGUCCAAAGAUCUCACUAACAGAGAAGGCUUAUAAAGUCUUAGAGAGUGCCACAGAUACUGAGGCUGUACACAGACAGUGUCAAACCUUACUACCUCCACAAACCUACUUUCGUUUUAAUCCUUACAUGUCAGAAGAUUUACAGUUGAACGAAAUCAGACCAGAGAAAAUUGAUAUCAUGGAGAAAGAUGCUAAGAUGUAUUUACGUAAGAAUCGUAAAAAGAUGGAUUAUGCUAUCAGUAGACUGUAUGAAACAAGAGGUUUACGUCAAAAGGGAAAAGAUCUGCUGUAUGGCAAAAAUCUGUUUCCUUAGUUCUCUAGUGUUGUAUUAAUGGUUCUGACACCAACAAGAUACUGAAAAUAGAAAAUCUGGUAUUGAAAUAAUUGUCUAGUUAGGCAUGGAAUUAUGAAAUAUUUAUUCUUAUGCGAAGGUAACUGAUCUGUUUUUUGGAAAAAAAAUUCCAUAGUUCUAAGUAUUUUUUGUGUUGAAUGAUAGAAAGAAAAAUCUUUUGAAGAAGAAUAUGUGUUAUUGACUUGAAUUUUCCCAAAUUGACAUUGUAGGUGCUCAAAAAUUUCAAAUUAAUUUUUGUUGUGUUUCGAAAAGUCUGUAUGGCAACCAAACUUGUAUGUAGAAGAUUUUCAGGUGUC